This is a messenger RNA of Rotaria socialis, 2025 nucleotides long. The record is from the annotation of a GenBank genome assembly. Lineage: Eukaryota; Metazoa; Rotifera; Eurotatoria; Philodinida; Philodinidae.
AUGUCCGAGGGAGUCGAUACACAUAUUUUACGUUACUAUGAAAUUCAAAAACGUCUUGGAAAAGGAGCCUAUGGAAUUGUAUGGAAAGCAAUAGAUAAACGAACCAAAGAAAUAGUCGCAUUAAAGAAAAUUUUUGAUGCAUUUCGAAAUCAAACUGAUGCACAAAGAACAUAUCGGGAAAUUGUUUUUUUACGUGAAUUUGGUGAGCAUCCAAAUGUAAUUCGGUUGCAGAAUGUUUUAAAAGCUGAUAAUGAUCGUGAUAUUUAUCUUGUGUUUGAAUUUAUGGAGGCUGAUCUUCAUAAUGUGAUACGCAAAGGAAAUAUUCUUAAAGAUACACAUAAACGUUAUGUUAUGUAUCAAUUGUUAAAAGCAAUGAAAUAUCUUCAUUCAGCAAAUGUGAUUCACCGUGACAUGAAACCAUCAAAUGUUUUACUCAACCAACAAUGCCGUGUAAAAAUAUGUGAUUUUGGUCUUGCAAGAUCAUUAAAUCAUGUUUAUGAAGAUCCACAACAUCCAGCUUUAACAGAAUACGUUGCAACGAGAUGGUAUCGUGCUCCAGAAAUUUUACUUGCUUCAUCAAAAUAUACCAAAGGUGUUGAUAUGUGGUCUAUUGGUUGUAUUCUUGGAGAAAUGUUACUUGGAAAACCACUUUUUCAAGGAACAUCAACAUUCAAUCAGUUAGAACGUAUUCUUCAACAUAUUCCAACGCCAACUCAAUCGGAUAUUGCUAGUAUUGCAUCACAUUAUGGACCGAGUGUAUUAGAACGAGCAUCAUCUGGACAAAAAAAAUCAUUUGAUACAUUUAUUCCUAAUGCAGGUGACGAAGCUCUUGAUUUACUUCGUCGUCUUCUUCAUUUUAAUCCCGAUAAAAGAAUAACAGCAGACGAUGGACUUCGUCAUUCAUUUGUUGUUUCGUUUCAUAAUCCAAGUGAAGAAAUGACUAAAGGCUAUGAUGUUGUACCACAAUUGAGUGAUGAUAUACAAUUAACUGUUGAUGAAUAUAGAAAAAAACUAUACGAAUUAAUUCAAUUACGUAAAGUUUCAGCCAAAAUGAAUCCCAAUGUAUCUUCGUCAAAUACUGAUGCACCAGCUCCACGAUCACGUGACAGCUCUGUUGAUCAACAGCAACGCUAUGGAGCAAGUGCCUAUAUGGAUCAAUCCGAAUAUGAUGCUUAUAGACAGCCAACAACAAAUUCUUCAUCUCAAAUGAUCAAAAAUGAUGGAGCCAAUCGAGGAGUUUAUUCUAAUUAUGCAACAGAUCAUAAUAAAAAUCGAUAUGUUGACGAUGCAAAAGAUGAGGAUUAUUCAACAACAGUAACAAAUGAUUAUUCAACUGGACAACCAUCAUACAAUAAGAAUACUUCAACGAAUUCUUAUUCUGGGCUUCUUGGUCGAUCUAAUAGUUAUAAUGGUUUACAUUCAACACUAGGUCAACCACGAAUAAUCAGUGCCAAACAACGAAAUAUAUCCAGUUCAUCUUUACUGUAUCCAAAACCCAAUAAUGGAAGUUUGAUGCGUGAAAAAGCAAAUGCCAAUCGUGGCUUUCGUUCAGGUUCAGCUCCAACACCAACACCACCACCGCCAUCAUCAUCUAAACAAACCAAUGGUGGAAUUAUUAAUAAUAAUAAUUAUUAUAUUCGUCGUCCAACUGUUAUAUUUAAUGAUGAACGUGGUGGUCCGAGUGAUAAAAGUAGUGGAGCGCAAGCAAGAGUUAAUAAUAAAUUUGUAAAUGUAUCAACCCUUCGACCUACUUCAGCAGCGGAUUCUCGAGCUAAACAAAGAUUUCAAUCAGCAUCGGCAUUGACGCAUAAUCAACAACAACCCUCUGCUGGACCAUCGUCAUCAUCAGUUGGCAGUUAUAUUGGGCAAUAUCAACAGCAACGCCGACAAACAUAUGGAAAUUAUUCGAAUACAACAACGUCUACUGUUGCACGCGAUAAUCUUGGCAGUUAUAGCCAAAAUAUGGGUACAUUGACUCAAAGUGGACUUCGUGUCCUUGAUGGACUUCUUCAUAAUGCAACGUAA